ACUUCGACAUUUGAGUUUCUUUUCUUUUCUACGCAAGUGCAAGUGCGGAUUGGUUAUGGCUGAUGAAAUAAAAAUUUCUGAAACCGGAGAAGGAAACAAUGAUAAGGCAUGAUAUUUUCAUACAAUAACUAUUAGUUAAAUAUGUUGUAUAAUGAGGAUCAUCAGAUUGAGGAAUAUUAUUAGAUUUCCUCUUACUGGCUUUACAAGGACUAUCUCUUGGAAAUUUUGACUCAUAAAAUAAACCUAGAAUACGGUACAAAAAGAAACUAGCUUUCAUGGAAGAAAGUAUCUUGAAGGAACUAGAUAGCUAUCUGUCGCAGUUCAGUUACUUGGCUGGUUUUCAACCCACAGAUGUUGAUUCCUUAGUAUUCGAAAAAUUGAAUUCGAUUCAACUAGACAAAUAUCAGCAUACCAGACGCUGGUACACUCAUAUUGCAAGUUUUGGAGUGGACAGAUUGAAAUUUCGUCACUUUGAUAUCAAAUCUCAAGAUUUUCAAGGAGUGCAGUUCUUCGAUACUUCUUCGCUAGCUUCCAGUCAAGUAACUGUUGAGAGGGCAAAAAUGAAAGAAAAGAAAAAAGUUGCCAACCCGGCAACUGGAGUUUCUGAAAUGAAGCCAUGGCCUUCUUACAUACAGGAGAGAUUAUCUCUAUGGGAUAAAUUGAAGGCUGAGUAUGAAGCAGACUUGGCUGCCAAAGCAUCUCAGCCCAUCACUGUCACUCUACCUGAUGGCAAAGAAAUCAAGGGCGAAUCAUGGAAAACUUCUCCCUACGACAUUGCCAAAGGCAUCAGCCAAGGAUUAGCAGAUAAUGCGGUCAUAGCAAAGGUGAACAAUGUUCUGUGGGAUCUUGAUAGACCUCUGGAAAAAGACAGUAAACUGCAGCUACUGAAAUUCGAUGAUCCUGAAGCUCAGCAAGUGUUCUGGCAUUCGUCUGCUCAUAUGCUGGGAGAAGCAAUGGAGAGGGUGUAUGGAGGCUGCUUAUGCUAUGGACCUCCUAUUGAAAGUGGCUUCUACUAUGAUAUGUUCAUCGCCGACAAGCAGGUAUCGAAUGCUGAUUUUCCAUGUCUGGAAAAUGUUGUAAAAACCAUUACAAAAGAGAAGCAGCCUUUCGAACGGCUUGAGGUUAAGAAGGAACAUCUGCUGGAAAUGUUCAAGUAUAAUGAAUUCAAAGUGAGAAUUCUGAAUGAGAAAGUGACAACUCCAACCACUACAGUCUACCGAUGCGGUCCUCUGAUUGAUCUGUGCAGGGGACCACAUGUUCGCAAUACUGGAAAGAUUAAAUCAUUCAAAGUUACUAAGAACUCAGCCACAUACUGGGAAGGAAAUGUUGCGGCGGAGUCACUGCAGAGAGUCUAUGGAAUUGCGUUUCCUGACACCAAGCAGAUGAAGGAGUGGGAGAAAUUCCAGGAAGAGGCUGCUCGACGUGAUCAUCGGAAACUGGGAAGGGAGCAAGAGCUUUUCUUUUUCCAUGAGUUGAGUCCUGGCUCGUGCUUCUUCCACCCAAGAGGGGCGCACAUCUACAAUAAGCUGAUCGAAUUCAUCAGAUCAGAAUACAGGAAGAGAGGCUUCCAGGAGGUGGUCACACCCAACAUCUACAAUGCUAAGCUGUGGCAAACUUCAGGUCACUGGCAGCAUUAUGCUGAAAACAUGUUCUCAUUUGAUGUAGAGAAAGAAAUGUUUGCCUUGAAGCCAAUGAACUGUCCUGGACAUUGUUUGAUGUUCGAUCACAGACCGCGUUCAUGGCGUGAACUGCCACUGAGGCUGGCUGACUUCGGAGUGCUCCAUCGUAACGAGCUCUCUGGUGCUUUGACCGGCCUGACAAGGGUGCGAAGGUUCCAACAGGAUGACGCGCAUAUCUUCUGCACCGUCGGACAAAUCGGUCAAGAAAUUACUGGUGCCUUGGACUUCCUGAGGAGUGUCUAUUCAGUUUUCGGUUUCUCAUUUAAACUGUGUCUUUCGACUCGACCUGACAAAUACAUGGGGAAAAUUGAAGAUUGGAAUGAGGCUGAAAAGCAAUUGGCGAACAGUCUGGAUAAGUUUGGAGAGCCGUGGAGUGAGAAUCCAGGUGAUGGCGCUUUCUAUGGGCCAAAAAUCGACAUCACCAUCAUGGACGCCCUGAGACGCAACCACCAGUGCGCCACCAUACAAUUGGACUUCCAGCUGCCCACUCGCUUCAACUUGUCCUACAUCGGCGAGACUGGGGAUAAAAUCCAGCCGGUGAUCAUCCAUCGUGCCAUCCUCGGUUCAGUGGAAAGAAUGAUCGCCAUUCUUACAGAAUCCUACGCCGGAAAAUGGCCAUUCUGGUUGUCUCCCCGCCAAUGUAUGGUCAUUCCUGUAGCAGAGCCUUUCAACGAGUAUGCCCACAAGGUGAAAGAUGAAGUUUACGAAGCGGGAUUUGUCUGCGAAGUUGAUGUUGAUCAAGGAGACACCAUGAACAAAAAGAUUCGAAAUGCCCAGCUUGCUCAAUACAACUACAUCCUUGUGGUUGGAGAAAAAGAGAAAUCUGGAAACACUGUCAAUGUACGAACAAGAGACAAUAUAGUUCAUGGUGAAAUGACCAUUCAGCAACUGAUUGAUAAAUUCAAGCUUCUUGCAAAGGAGAAAACUAUUGAUAAAGUUGAAGAAUAAAAUGAAAAGCAAUAAAGUGAAUGCAAUCACCGGAGCUCUCCAAUUACAUCUUUGAUAGAUAAUUUCAUUUUUAUUUGCAAUUUUUCAUCUUUUUAAAUCUUUCUUGUGUAACCAAGAUGACUUAGUCAUAGUAUUUAUUAUUUUUUAUCACCUUCUGCAUUUUGAUCUAGCAGUGGAUUCUUUUACCAUUCUAAGGUUUCUUUGCAUAGCUUUUCUUGAAGCUACCUAGCUUUAUUCCUUUGUGAUUAAACUUUACGUUUGUCAUCAUCAAUGAUGUAUUGUGAUCAGAUGUAUUGUGGGUUAUCCUAGAUUGCUCAUCAAUAAAGAUUUUUUGGGUGAUUCCUGUA
This is a messenger RNA of Nilaparvata lugens (brown planthopper), 2974 nucleotides long. RefSeq names its product threonine--tRNA ligase 1, cytoplasmic (gene ThrRS). Gene Ontology annotation, molecular function: ATP binding; threonine-tRNA ligase activity. Gene Ontology annotation, cellular component: cytoplasm. The record is from RefSeq and is a predicted model, not a curated record. The transcript has 17 exons. Lineage: Eukaryota; Metazoa; Arthropoda; Insecta; Hemiptera; Delphacidae. Gene Ontology annotation, biological process: threonyl-tRNA aminoacylation. Bases 276 to 2627 code for a protein of 783 amino acids.